GGCGAAUUUGGGCUCAAGCGCAAGGCAGUGAGAUCAGAAACCCCUCCUGCCUGCCUUGCGUGUAUCCCUUUUUCCGGGCUUCGUACCUGGGCCUCGAUAGAUGGCCCUGGCCCUCCAUAUCCUGGUUUUCCUGGCCUUGGCCUUGCGAAUAGACGCGCGGGAUCGCAGCAGGCGAGCCCCCACUAGAUGAAUCCUGCGAGGAAGACCUCCUUGACGUGAGGCUCUUGCAGACGUCGCUGGCCCUGAAUGGCCGACCCCGGGAGGAGCUGUUGGCCCAAAGAGCCGAAAUCUCGUCGGAGAAGAAGGAGGCGGCACACCAUCCCAGGAAGUCCUUGGGAAUGUUGGCUGAAGAAGCGAUGAUCCGCUCAGAGUGGGUGGUGCUCGGGUGCUACGCGGCCAUCUAUGCCGUCUCCGUCUGUCUCAUCAUCCGCAGCAUGACGAAGAGCCCCCCUGGCUUUGACAACAAGCUAGCGGCCGGUCACAAGGUGGAGGACAUGGAUGCAGAGACCAGGGUGUGGCGACAAGGAUUCCUCAGCUGGCUGGCGGUAUCCUGGGCCACUCCCUGGUGCGCGCGCUGGGGGCAUUCCCUGAACGCCGCACUCACCAAGAUCAAGGCGGAUCAGCUGCCUCAGCUUGGCUUCCGCGACGACAUGGCGCAUGCGAGUGCGGACCAGUUCGAGAAGUUCUGGGCGGAGGAAGUUCAGGCUGUCGGGGCUGAGAAAGCCAACAUCGCAAAUGCGAUCAUAAAGAUGUGGCCCAGACCAAAACUGAUGAUGGGUGCGCUGGCUUAUGGGAGCCAGGUGCUGCUGGGACAGCUCUACUCGGUGUACCUUGUGCGGAUAUCGCUGAUGCACUUCUUUAAGCUGCAGGCGUGGGUCAAUGAGCAUCCAUAUGAGGAGCGCAACAUGACCAACCAGAUCCUGGUGGCGAUCUUCGCCUUCACCCUCUACCCGCUCUUCAACAUUUUCAUCGCAUCCGUAACAAACUCGAUCAACACUCAGUUGGAUCAGCGGCUGUGCGGUGGCAUCGCGGUGGCGCUUUUCCGGAAGGCCGAGCGCCUGCCGUCGACCAGUGGGACCGAGCGCUCGACGCCAGGAGCCUCCGAGGGCGAGCCGGCCAAGGCGGACCUGCAGACGCUCCUCAACCACGACGUCCUCACUGCCCUGAUUGGGUCCUUCGAGUCGGCAUGCUUGGCUACCAGCUCUCUGGCGUCUUUGUUUGUCCUCUUCGUCAUGAUGGCCACGCAGCUGCGUCUGGCGACGCUAAUGGCCUUCGGCACGGCCAUCCCGUGUCUCGUGGGCGCCGUGAUCUUGGGGGACCAGAUCGGCAAGUGCAUGCUCACCCUGCAGGAGCGUUCUGACAGGCGUGUGGUGACCUUGAGGGAGGUGCUUUUUGGUGUCCGCGUGGUCAAGUGCUACGGCUGGGAGAUUGCCAUGGAGCAGAAGCUGUCGGAGCUGCGGAAGAACGAGGUGGAGGGCCUGAGGACUUACUGGAACUGCACUUGUUUCCUGACCUCGCUGCUGCUGCUUUUCCCGCGCCUUCUGAUCUGGGCCGGGCUUGUGGGCUAUGCCGCCAUCUACGGAGCUCACGACGUGGCCACAAUUUUCACCAGCCUCCAGAUUCUGGCCUGCCUCCGUGGCUCUUGCGAGAUCCUGGCGCAGAGCCUUGCGCGUGUUUCAGCCAUCUCGCCCAGCUUGACGCGGGUCCAGUCCUUCCUGAAGCUCCCAGAAGCGCCCGCCAUCCAGCAGGGAGGGGGACAGCCAGCCUGGCUGCAGUACUGGCCAGUGGAAGGAGGCGACUUCAUCAAGGUUCAGGGCACCUAUCGCUGGAGCAGCGAUCCCGCAGUUCCUCCUGCCAUUCGCAACGUGCAGUUGCAGAUCCCUUGUGGGGAGUUGGUGGCAAUCGUGGGGACGGUGGGCUCGGGCAAGAGCGCUCUACUGCAGGCCAUCUUAGGGGAGCUGCAGCCGGACGAGAGCUCUGAGAAGGCCUUCAUCAGCAGACCCAAGACCGUGGCAUAUUGCUCGCAGAUCCCGCACAUUGCGGAGGGCACGCUGAAGGAGAAUGUGCUGCUGGGGCAAGCCUUCGACCAAAGCCGCUAUGAGGAUUCGCUGCGUGCAGCAUCCCUCGGGGAGGACUUGAAGGUGUUGCCGGGUGGCGACCAGGUGCCCGUAGGUGCCCGGGGCAUCUCCCUGUCCGGCGGGCAGAAAGCCCGGGUAUCGAUGGCACGCGCAGCGUACCACAUGAACUCUGCGCUGGUCCUGAUGGAUGACCCCUUUGCCUCAGUGGACGCGCCUACGGCUGGGGUCAUCAUGGAGAAGCUGCUGGAGGGUCCCCUAAUGCAAGGUCGAACCUGCGUGGUGACGACCCAGCCUGACAACGAGCGACUCGCCAAGUUCCACAAAGUUGUGCUUAUGGCCGAGGGCAAGGUUUUUCUGCAGGGCACGCCGGAGGAGAUCAUGGCCAGCGAGGCCUACCAGCAGCUUUUGAGCAGCAAGGAGGGCGAGAGCUUCGGUCAGAUGGAGGAUGCCCCGGCCGGCAAGAAGAUGCCCCUGGCGCGCAAAGACGCGCAGACCGCCGAGUCGCUGCGCGAAGAGGAGUUCGAGGGCCGGCCAUCGAUCGCCCUCGUGAAGGAUUACAUUCAGAUUGGUCGCUACCGGCACAUCCUGACGGCUUGCUUGCUCCUCAUGGUGAUGAUCUACUUUUUCCUUCUUUGCGAUCUGGUCAUCGCCCGGUGGUCCAACGAGCUGUCCAUCAACCCUCAGGCGAGCGCCAAGCCCUACCUCUCGGCCUACUUGUUUUGGCUGGGGGCGUCCCUGGUCUUUUGGGUGAUGGGCUGGCGGGAGGGCCAGGCCUUCACCAUGCGCUUGUCAGCGGCGAUCCAUGACAGGGUGAUCCACAGGCUGCUGAGGGCCCCGGUGGACCGCUUCUUCGACAAGCAGCCGGUGGGCCGGAUCAUGAGCCGCCUCGUGGGGGACAUGGCCAGCGUGGACCUGUCCCUCUACGCGAAGACGCUGCUCACCGUGACGAUCAUCUACGGCACCGUGGUGCCGCUGAUCUACGUGCACACCAUGGUGCCGGCAUUCAUCACCGUGAUGGCUUUGCCGCUGUACUACCUGAUCUUUACCAUCUACGAGCGCUACAGGAACACCUCGGUGCCGAUGCGCUACUGCUUUGCUAGCUCCAAGUCAGAUAUGAACGGGUUGGUCACGGACGUGAUGUCAAGCACUGCUGCCAUCCGCGCCUACGGGGAUGAGGGCCGUCUGUCCGAGGAGAUGUGCCUUCAAGUGGACAAGACGCUGAAGGUGUGCAUGAUGAGCAACAACGUGCUGCGGCGAUGGCUAGGCAACCGCGUCCAAUACCUGUGGAGCUUCCUCACGAGCACCACCUAUGUCGCAGCGCUGCUGUAUCCUGACAAGGUGGGUGCUGGCACUCUGGGCGUCUGCAUGACCAACCUCCUCAUGAUGCAGAACUUGAUCGAGGGCAAUAUCGACAGUGCGAUCGGCUCCUUAUUCGAGAUCAUCGCCCUGGCGCGAAUUCAUGAGUACGUCGACGUGCCGCAGGAGCGGAACUUGACUUGCAAAACUGAUGGAGCGUACCGGAACUUCACAGUGCGAUUGUCGCGUGCGGCCAUCGGUAAGCUGAAUUGGUGGAAGCAGGGCGACAUCGUCCGGGUCUACCGCGGUAGCGGCUUGCUGCUCCAGUCUUCCAUUGACGGUAAGGCCCUGCUCCCUGCUGCAGCCUUCGACAAGGAGGCAGCGCAGCUUGCGGAGCUGUGCCCCAAGAGCAGCAAGCUCAAGGAGGCCCACACCUGGCACCGUCUAGUGGGAGCCAACGACGUCAUUGCAGAUGCAGAGCAGCUCGCGCUCGAGCUUUGCGAGGGCCCUGGCGAAAAUGUCGUUCUGGAUGUUCGCAGCGGGUGGUGCGCAGACGGGGCGAAGCUGGAGCUGCUGAGUGUCAAAGCUGGCUAUGCGGACAUCCCCCGAGACGUGCUGAAGGGCAUCACCUUGACCUUCCAGCCCCGCAGCACAGUGGGCAUCGUUGGCACCACAGGCUGCGGAAAGUCGAGCCUUCUGCUGGUGCUUCUGCGAAUCCUGGAGCCGCGGGCGGGGAAGGUGCUACUCAACGGUGUAGACACCAGCACCCUGGGCUUGUCCACCUUGAGGGGCGCCCUUGGCUUGGUGCCGCAGGACCCUUUGCUGUUCACGGGGAGCCUGCGUCACAACUUGGACCCCCUGGACUCGUACACGGAUGGCCGCAUUUGGGAGGCGUUACGCUGCGCUCAUUUGGACGGACUGGUUCACACCUUCACGGGCGAACUGAAUUAUCAGGUCAGCGACGAGGGCUCCAACCUGAGCUUCGGCCAGCGCCAGCUCUUCUGCUUGGCCCGCAUGGUCCUGCGGCAGCCGUCGCUCCUGCUCUUGGACGAGGCCACUUCGGCCAUUGAUCCGCGAACGCAGGAGAAUGUGCAAGAGACGAUCAGCAAUGCCUUCCCCGACUCCACCUUAGUGGCGAUUGCGCACCGCCUGGAGACCGUUCUGGAGUUCGACCAGCUGGUGGUCCUGGACCAGGGCGAGGUGGCGGAGCAGGGCACGGUGAAGGAGCUCCAGCAGAUACAGGAUGGAAAGUUCCGGCGCAUGCUCGCGGCAAAGAAGGUGUGGUGAUCCCAGCGUUGCAACACGGGCUUCGCGUUCAGCGGGCACAUGCGGGCACCUUCAUGUGGCAGGCUCCCCGACUGGCGACUGAGCGGUGCGGGGGUUUGACGAUGGUUUGGCUGUCAUUUGGUUUUGGUCUUUGCGGAGUUUCCCGGUUUUGGCCAUGGCCCCAUGCGCGGGACAUGGUUUGCCAACAAAAGGGAUUCAAUGCCGUCUUUUGGGGCUUUCACGAGCCAGACUUGGGGCUCAAGGCCCGUUGGAGGGAAUGCAUUUGAUAGAUGGCAGAGUGGCCCGAGCUGAAGCUUCGGCUGGGAUGCCCUCACACCAGCCUGGGCAGGUGGGGGGGGCACAAGACUUAGAUUCGAGC
Messenger RNA from Effrenium voratum, 5019 nucleotides. Lineage: Eukaryota; Dinophyceae; Suessiales; Symbiodiniaceae. The record is from the annotation of a GenBank genome assembly.